Messenger RNA from Drosophila nasuta, 619 nucleotides. Its product is annotated as ankyrin repeat and KH domain-containing protein 1-like. The record is from RefSeq and is a predicted model, not a curated record. Gene Ontology annotation, cellular component: cytoplasm. Lineage: Eukaryota; Metazoa; Arthropoda; Insecta; Diptera; Drosophilidae. Gene Ontology annotation, biological process: innate immune response. Gene Ontology annotation, molecular function: protein binding. The annotation marks the transcript as partial. The transcript has 3 exons.
AUGACACCACUGGUUGCGGCUAGUGUGCUCCUCUCAUAUGGCGCUAAUCUGGAGCACAAGACGGAGGACAACCGUACGCCACUUAUGGAGGCUAGUCGCAUGGAACGUCGAAUUAUCCAUGGAAACCCUAUGAAUUGCACGACGGACAAGCGGUUGCGACGCCAUGCCGCAUUGACAGGUUUCCAGGGACGAAAAGAUUCAACGUCACUGAUAGAAGCGGCUGCUUCGGGUCAUUGUAACAUUGUCAUAGUGCUGGUCAGGAACAAUUUCAAUGUGAAUGCAAGUUGUGAAAAUGUGGAAACGGCGCUCAUGGUUGCCAGCGCGGGCGGUUAUGUUAAUGUGGUGAAUGCACUGCUAAGCCAUGGCGCCAACGUUAAGGAGCACAAUUUGAUUGAACAUACACCGCUGAUGAAGGCCGCAUGGGCCGGCCAUGUGGAAGUAGCCAAGGUACUUGUCGAGCGUGGAGCCGGAAUCAAUCAAUCCCGUUCCAAUGUGUACAACGAGAGUGCAUUGUCAGCGGCUAGCUAUAAGGGUCAUUUUGAUUCAUUGGUGCGUUUCCUACUGCAUGCCGGCGCCGAUCGCGAACUUCACUCUUUCAGCGGCUUCAACAUAUGGCCAA